AUGUCUGGUCGUGGCAAACAAGGAGGUAAAGUGAGGGCUAAGGCGAAGACUCGCUCUUCUCGUGCUGGGCUCCAGUUCCCGGUAGGCCGAGUGCAUCGUUUGCUGCGCAAAGGGCAUUAUGCAGAGCGCGUCGGAGCCGGGGCGCCGGUUUACCUGGCUGCGGUGCUGGAAUAUCUGACGGCAGAAAUCUUGGAGCUGGCCGGCAAUGCUGCUAGAGAUAACAAGAAGACAAGGAUUAUUCCUCGACAUCUCCAGCUUGCUAUCCGCAACGACGAAGAACUGAACAGGCUUUUGGGCAAAGUCACUAUUGCUCAGGGAGGAGUUUUGCCUAAUAUCCAGGCUGUCCUUUUGCCCAAGAAAACUGAAAGCCAUAAAACCAAGAGCAAGUAA
This is a messenger RNA of Elgaria multicarinata webbii, 390 nucleotides long. Its product is annotated as histone H2A.J. The record is from RefSeq and is a predicted model, not a curated record. Lineage: Eukaryota; Metazoa; Chordata; Lepidosauria; Squamata; Anguidae. Bases 1 to 390 code for a protein of 129 amino acids. Gene Ontology annotation, cellular component: chromatin; nucleosome. The transcript has a single exon. Gene Ontology annotation, biological process: heterochromatin formation. Gene Ontology annotation, molecular function: structural constituent of chromatin; DNA binding; protein heterodimerization activity.